Messenger RNA from Botrytis sinoallii, 396 nucleotides. RefSeq lists its product as uncharacterized. The record is from RefSeq and is a predicted model, not a curated record. The transcript has a single exon. The coding region runs from base 1 to 396 and encodes 131 amino acids. Lineage: Eukaryota; Fungi; Ascomycota; Leotiomycetes; Helotiales; Sclerotiniaceae.
AUGCAUUUCCAUCUUUCCUUCAUCAUCGCAGCCCUCCCUCUUAUCUCCGGUGCCCCUACCAACACUCACAAGCGUCAACUCGACACUCUUCUCGGCUUGGGUACAUCCAGCAGCCCCCUCGCAUCCGCAUCCGGCUUAUCGGGUCUCGGUUCUCUUCUUGGAGGUAGUACCGGAACGGACACAACUUCAGGACUUGGCUCCUUGGAGAGUGGAAUCUCAUCAUUGGGUUCUUUGGGUAGUGGAACAAGUACAUCAUCGGGACUUGCUUCCUUGGAAAGUGAGAUCUCAUCACUGAUAGGUGGAACAGGUACGCUUACUGGUGCCAGCGCUUCUUCAAGCGCGGAUGGAUUGAGCUCUUUGCUCAGCGGAUUGGCACGAAAGGAGAAGAAAGUUUAG